AUUAAUAUUUUAUUUCUUCUUUUCGUGUUCGUCCUACGCUUCCACGAAAUCAGCUGUCGCGCCGGCGAAUUCCGAUCUGAUCCGAGCUCGUCAGAGAAUGCCGGUUGAUGAUGCAAAGCUAAGGAGUAUUCCUAUGGUGCAGGCGAGCUAGGGUUUGGUUUUCUGCUCCGUUCGUAACCUUUGUCUUCACUUCUUUGUGUCCUGCAACCGCUUGUUUUGAUGGCGGGGUUCGUGUGAGGGCUUGGAGCUCAUUUCAUUUGGACGGCGCACUGUUUGGAAAAGUGCGAGAACGGAGGUUCAUUUUGGACGUCAGCUGUCAUGAUUGCUGGAGUGUGAAAUGGUGGGAAGCACAAGAGCUGAAUUGGCUUCCAGCAGUCUGGAUGGAUCGACCUUUGGUGCUGGCUAUCCAAGUGGGCCGAGGGGUACUUAUACCAGUUCAAGUUUGGAGAGGUCAGGAAGCUUCCGAGAGAGCCUUGAGAACCGCUUAAUGGCUUCAACUUCGGGUGCAUCUCGGAAUGCCUCUCCAUCACUGGACACUCCACCUUUAUCACAAUAUUUGUCUCUGGAACCUUUCUCAACAAGCGAGCUAAAUCUUAAGUACAGCCGCCAAGGGGAACUAAGGAGGGCACUGGGUGUCUCAGUUGAAGAGCAUUCGUUUGGUUCUUUGCAGUCUAAGACCCUUCCACCAAUAGCAUCAGAGGAGCUAAAGCGUUUCAAAGCCAAUGUGCUUGAGACGUCCACUAGGGCCAGCAGGGACAGAGCAAAGUUGUUGCAAGAAUCUAUUUUGAAACUGGAUAAAUAUCGUAACCUUAUUACAAAAAGACGGUUACGUAAUGAGGCUCAGACAAGUGAGAAGCCUGCUAGUUCAAAUUUGUUAAAGAUGGGAAACCAAAUUCAUCAGAGUAAUUCAGAUAUUGCCAAUGCAAGGCCAGAGGAAAGGACAAAACUUGCCAUUCCAAACAGGCGUGUUCGUUCUUCCAUGGCGGAAGUACGGUCUGAGGGUCGGAGUACUAUUCCAGCAAGACAAGGUGCUGCAAUGGAUAAGGAUAAAAACAUGUUUUUUGAAAAGGACAAAUCCAUGCUUAGGGCCUGCCAUGGAGGACCAAUGUCCAGUGAAGAUAGAAUACGUGGACUACCUACUGGAGGGGAUGGAUGGGAGAAGAAACUUAAACGAAAGCGUUCUGUUGGUACAAUGGGCACUAGGAUUCCAGAUGGGGAUAGAGAGCUGAAACAAACAAUUCAGUUGAGGUCUAAUACCGAGUCCCGUUCUCGUCCCCCUGAUGGCAAUGGAUUCAGAAGUGGAUCAGCUAAUGGAGUAAUUGGAAGUAGUAAGACUGAGAACAAUUCUCAGAUCUGUGGUAAUAGCUCUCGCGUGAUGCCCAGGAAUGAACCGGAGAAUGGCUCUUUUCCUAAUGAUAGAAGCAAUCGCAUUACUGGACUUGACAAGGAAAGGAUCAUGCCUAAGGGAAGCAACAAGUUAAAUAACCGUGAGGAUUCUCAACCAGAAAGUGAAAGUCCUCCAAUAAAAGGAAAAGCCUCUAGGGCACCACGAACUGGUUCUGGUAUUUUGGUCGGUGCACCAAAUUAUCCACGUUUAUCUGGUGCCAUUGAAGGUUGGGAGCAGCCACCUUGUUUGAACAAAGUGCAGACUUUGAACAGCCCUGUCAAUCGAAAGCGUCAAUUGCCUACAGGAUCAUCAUCACCACCUGUUACUCAAUGGGUGGGUCAACGGCCCCAAAAGAUAUCCCGCACAAGGAGGGCAAAUGUAGUCUCUCCUGUCUCAAAUUUUGAUGAUGUUCAGGCUUUUUCUGAAGCUUUUGUUCCUCCUGAUGUUCCAACAAGGCUAUCUUCUGUGGAUUCUGGCAGUUCUUUAAACUCGAGGGUGGCUGCGAAUGGCAGUCAUCAGUUGAAAUUAAGACUUGAGAAUGUUCCUUCUCCUGCUGGAUUGUCAGAGAGUGAGGAAUCGGGUUUUAUCGAGAAUAAAAGAGAGAAAGGAGGUGGCAAUGGUGAGGGAGAGGAUGGACAUCCAAAUUUACCUCUUAAAGUGUCAGAUUUUACUUUACCUUCGAAAAAGAACAAGAUUCGUCCAAAAGAGGAAAUUGGAGAUGGUGUGCGGAGGCAAGGCCGAAGUGGUCGAGGGUCAAAUCAGUCAAAAGCAUGCUUGUCAUUAACAAAAGAAAAGCAAGAGAACGCUGACACAAUUAAGCCAAUAAAAAAUGGCAGGCCUACUUCUGAUAGAAGUGAAAGUAGGGUUGGCCGUCCUCCAUCGAAGUUGUCUGAUCGAAAGGCUUAUGGUCGUCCAGUGCCAAGUAUGCACAGUGGUUCUUCAGAUUUGAUAGGUGAACAAGAUGAUGACCGUGAAGAAUUGUUAACAGCUAUAAAUGCUACUCGGAACUCUAGCUAUAAUAAUUGUUCUAGUUCAUUUUGGAGGGCGAUGGAAGCAGUUUUUGGUUUUGCUAGCUCAGAGGAUUUAACAUUUGUGAAACGUCAGAUUACAUUUGCAGAAGAACUGGAUGAAAGUUUAUCCAGUAUGCUAGAUACUGAACACAAUUUGAUGGGAAACUUAUUUGGUGGAUCAGCUUUUGUAGAGCAGCCAAACCACACCACCUUUCUUGGGAUGAAUAGCUUUAUUGAGACUAUUUGCUCAGCGGAUGAGCCAAAGCCAGCUAAAGUGACAUCUAGAAAGACAGAAACAGAAAGUUGGUUUGACAGGAUUAUUCCCCUUUCUCAGAGACUUCUAUCUGCUUUAAUUUUGGAGGAUGGAACUGAAAGUCUUAACAGCAGUGGCGAACAAGAGUUCCUGCAAAUUUCAAGUGAUUGUUCUGCAUAUGGUACAACUUGCUAUUUUGAAAAUGAGUUGGAAUCAGCUGCCAUGAAAUUGGAUUUUGAGUUGGAUAUGGAUUACACCAGUCAGAAGAGUUGUGCCGCGGAUGUUAAAUCUUGCAAUGGUUUUUUAGCCCACAGCAACAAUAUGGCUUCAGUUCUCCAAACCUCCAUAUCUGGGGGACAUCUGUUUCAGGAGAAUGGUGUUUCAGAACACUUAGAUGCUGGGGCUCCUCCUGAGUACGGCCAUUGCAAUUCAUUACAGUUGUCUGGCACAGGUUUAUCCAAAAAUUCUUCAUAUGAAUGUCAGUUCGAACAUAUGCCUUUGAAUGAUAGGAUCUUGCUGGAGCUGCACAGUAUUGGCAUUUAUCCAGAUUUAGUGCCUGGUUUAGCUGAGGGAGAAGAUGAAGAAAUUGAUAGAGUUAUUUCUGAUCUUAAAAUAAAGUUCCUACAACAGGCGAGGAAGAGAAAAAGCGAGCUUUAUAAAUUAGAAAAGGCUCUUCAAGGAGUGAAAGAAGUUCAAGAGAGGAACAUCGAGCAGCUUGCCAUGCAUAAACUUAUCGAAAUGGCUUAUAAAAGACUGAUGGGUGGUCGAGGAAGCCAUGGUUCGAGCCAUAAAAGCAGUGUCAGCAAGAUUUCAAAGCAACUCGCCCGAGACUUUGCAAAACGAACUUUAAUCAGAUAUAAUAAGUUUGAGGAAACUGGUCAGAGCUGCUUUAGUGAACCUCCACUGCGAGAUGUGCUGUUCUCAGCAUUGCAGCACUGUAUCGAAUCAAGAUAUUCCGACGGUUUGGCAUCAAACAACGUUGACAGAAAUGGACCCAAGUCUGAGAGGGCUCAUUUCAUUUCAUUUCAAGGCCCUUCUAACAUGGCGGAUCAAGUAUUUGUCAAAAAUGACCCAUUUUCUAAUAGAGGGAAGAAAAAAGAGGCUUUACUUGAUGACGUUGUCACAAGUGCUGCUUCAAGAGCUGUUUCAACUCCUUAUAAUAUGGUUCCUGUUGGAUCAAAAUGGAAGAAAACUGAUAAAGAUAAAGAUCAUAGCAGAGAUGUACUACUAAAAACCCCAGGUGCUAAAGCCGGUCGCCCCUCGUUAAGCGGCAGCAGAGGUGAACGUAAAACAAAGACAAAACCAAAGCAAAAGAUUGCCCAAUUAUCAACCUCUGGAACCGGUCUCAGCAGGCCUUCUGAAACAAGCUUAUUAAAUUCGGGGCGGCCGUCUUCUGGCACUGCUAAUAAUGGAGGCAUCAAUAUUAGCAGAAUUGAAUCAAAACCAUCCAACAAUGUUUCUUCAGAGUUGUCUAAAGAUUUAGAAGACUCCAUUUUCACAAGCUUGCCUCUUAGUGGAAUGAUCAUUGAUGAAUUGGAUGUAGCUGCUGGGCUGGGUGGACAGGGUCAGGACAUUGGGUCUUGGCUGAAUGUUGAUGAAGAUGCGCUGCAGGAUCAUGAUUUAGUGGGCUUACAGAUUCCCAUGGAUGAUCUCUCAGAAUUGAAAUUGAAUUUCUGAAGAAUGAUUUUAUCUCCAGCCUGCCUCUUUGUGUAUACUCUUGGAAUCUAGAACAGGAUAUUAGAGCCCCUUCUCAUAGUUCUACAUACUAACAUUCAAAGUGUUAGAAUUUGUAACCAACCUGCCUCCACCCCCUUUUUUUCUUUUAUUUAUUUUUUUUUACUCCAUUGCAAAGUUUUGGAAUGUUGAUUUUUCCUUCAUUUGUUGUGAAUUUAUGUCGUUGUAUCAACUUGUAAUCCUGAUUAAACAUUUAUC
This is a messenger RNA of Phalaenopsis equestris, 4582 nucleotides long. RefSeq lists its product as uncharacterized. The record is from RefSeq and is a predicted model, not a curated record. Lineage: Eukaryota; Viridiplantae; Streptophyta; Magnoliopsida; Asparagales; Orchidaceae. The coding region runs from base 338 to 4327 and encodes 1329 amino acids. The transcript has 17 exons.